This is a messenger RNA of Lachancea thermotolerans CBS 6340, 297 nucleotides long. It is a transcript of the gene INH1, whose product is annotated as ATPase inhibitor. Gene Ontology annotation, biological process: negative regulation of ATP-dependent activity. The transcript has a single exon. Gene Ontology annotation, molecular function: ATPase inhibitor activity. Bases 1 to 297 code for a protein of 98 amino acids. The record is from RefSeq and is a predicted model, not a curated record. Gene Ontology annotation, cellular component: mitochondrion. Lineage: Eukaryota; Fungi; Ascomycota; Saccharomycetes; Saccharomycetales; Saccharomycetaceae.
AUGUUGAGCCAAUCCGCACGCGCUAGUUUGAAAAAGUCUCUGAAGCUGCAGCUGCCCGCCAUGCCCGCCAUGCCCGCCGUGGGCGGGCGGUUCUACUCGGAGGGCUCUGUCGGGUCGCCCCGCGGCGAAGGCGCGGACGACUCGUUCGUGAGGCGGGAGCGCGCGCAGGAGGACUACUUCAUCAGACAGCACGAGAAAGAACAGCUGGAGAAGUUGAGACAGCAGGUCAAGCAGCAGCAGCAGAAGAUCGAGCACCUGGAGGGCCGCCUGGGCGACAAGCUGAAGGAGGGCCAGUGA